AUGGCAUCCCGACAAGCGGGGUACUUCCAAUCCCUGCAAUUCCCCUCCGAAUCCUCCGUCCUCAUCCACGACCAAAUCUACGGCGACCACCACAUCACAGAGCCCAUCCUCGUCGAGCUCCUCCGCUCCCCAACUCUCCAACGCCUAACAGGAGUCUGGCAAAGUGGCAUCACCGCCCUAUUCAACCUCGGGCCGCGAGUCUCGCGCUUCGAGCACUCCGUCGGAGCCUUCCUCCUCGUCCGCAAAGUCGGAGCCAGCGUCGCGGAACAGGUCGCCGCGCUUCUCCACGACGUCAGCCACACAGCCCUCAGCCAUGUCAUGGACUGGGCGCUGUCCAAACCAGGCGAGGACAGCUACCACGAGGAGCACAAAGCGCGGUACAUCGCCAUGACACCCCUACCGGAGAUCCUGGCGCGGCACGGCUUCGCGGACCUCAAACCGCUCGAGGAGCAUCUCUACCCGCUUGUCGAAAGGCCCGCGCCGCAUCUCUGUGCCGAUAGGCUGGAUUACGCGCUACGCGACGCCGUCGCCUAUGAGAAGAUGUCGCUGUCGGAGGCGCAGGGUGUCUUUCGCGCCUUCGCUGCCUUUCCGGACGCGGAGAGCCCUGCUCGGCUGAUGGUGCUGCCUGACGUGUCGCUCGCGCUGCGGUUGGCCAGGGCGUACAUGGAAUGCGACCGGAAUGUGUGGUGCAAUCCCUCGCACAUCGACAUGUACAAGCGGACGGGCCAGAUCAUCCGCGAUCUAGUUGAACAGGGGAAGAUCAGUGAUAAUGACUUGUGGUGUCCGGACGACGAGUUCUGGGCGUUGUUGCGCAGUGCGUCAGAUGCGAAUGGGAUCAAGGAGCUCGAGCGGCUGGAGACGGAGGGCGCCCCCAAGGCGAAGGGCCUGGGUCUGCCUCCGGGGGCCAAGGUGCGGACGAUCGAUCCGGAUGUCUACGUCUCGGGAGAGGACAAACCGUGUCCGUUGUCUGUGGUUGAUGAUGUUUGGGCACGGGAGAGACAGGAAUAUAUCCAGAAGAUUCAAUACAGCUUACAUCUCUGUUUUCUUUAUAGAAGUUUUGCAUAUGACUUCAUCCGUCUUUCUUCUCCCCACCAAACGCAGCACUUCACAAUGGCAGACCAGGCUUAUACAACCACCGACCUGCAGGGCGCAUUGCCCCUCGUGGCCCGCGGCAAGGUCCGCGAUCUGUAUGAGGUCGACGAAAAGACGCUCCUCUUCAUCGCAACGGACCGCAUCUCCGCCUACGAUGUGAUCAUGGAGAAUGGCAUCCCCAACAAAGGCGUCCUCCUCACGCUGUGCACCAAAACAUGGUUCAAGAUCCUCACCGACGCCAUCCCAGGGCUCCGCACGCACUUCCUAACCCUCGACCUUCCCCCGCAAAUCCCCGCGUCGCUACGCCCCGUUCUCCAGAACCGCAGCAUGCAGGUGCGCAAGCUCAAGAUCCUGCCCAUUGAGGCUAUCGUUCGCGGGUACAUCACCGGUUCCGCGUGGAACGAGUACAAGAAGUCUGGAACUGUCCAUGGGAUUCCGGUUGCGCCGGGGUUGCAGGAGAGCCAGGCUUUCCCCGAUGGGCCGAUUUAUACGCCGAGUACGAAGGCGGAGCAGGGAGAGCAUGAUGAGAAUAUUCAUCCUGAUCAGGCGAUCCAAAUCCUCGGCGCCACCCACGCCUCCACAGUCGCCGCCCUCGCGAUCAAACUCUACAAAGCCGCGCACGAAUACGCGCUCACCCGCGGCGUCAUCAUCGCCGAUACGAAGUUCGAGUUCGGCCUCGACGAAGCCACCAAUGAGGUCGUGCUCGCCGAUGAGGUCCUCACGCCCGACUCGUCGCGGUUCUGGCCGAAGGACUCGUACGCUGUCGGACGGGGGCAGCAGAGCUUCGAUAAGCAGUUUUUGCGCGAUUGGUUGGUGAGGGAGGGACUUAAGGGGAAGGAGGGUGUGCGGAUGAGUGAGGAGAUCGCGUUGAAGACGAGUGAGAAGUAUAAGGAGGCUUGGGAGAGGAUUACUGGUGGGGUUUAAUCUCUUCCUACUUUCUUCUCAUUCAGUGGAAAUUGAUGUGAAGAGGGGAUGGUGUAUGUGAUGUAUACUUUAUUAACAGAUAAGAUGUGAUAUCAAAGACUAACUAGUUACGCAUUAUAUUC
Messenger RNA from Aspergillus candidus, 2138 nucleotides. RefSeq names its product phosphoribosylaminoimidazolesuccinocarboxamide synthase. Gene Ontology annotation, molecular function: phosphoribosylaminoimidazolesuccinocarboxamide synthase activity. Gene Ontology annotation, cellular component: cytoplasm. Bases 1 to 2016 code for a protein of 671 amino acids. Gene Ontology annotation, biological process: 'de novo' IMP biosynthetic process. The record is from RefSeq and is a predicted model, not a curated record. Lineage: Eukaryota; Fungi; Ascomycota; Eurotiomycetes; Eurotiales; Aspergillaceae. The transcript has 5 exons.